Solanum verrucosum is the source of this 716-nucleotide messenger RNA. RefSeq lists its product as uncharacterized. The record is from RefSeq and is a predicted model, not a curated record. NCBI's taxonomy places the organism in Eukaryota, Viridiplantae, Streptophyta, Magnoliopsida, Solanales, Solanaceae. The coding region runs from base 43 to 522 and encodes 159 amino acids. The transcript has a single exon.
CCUGCGCAAAACCCUAGUUUGGGGUGUUCCUCUGAAAACAAAAUGGCAGAAGCGGGACAAGACGAAGAAGAACAUACAUUCCCCCUAAAAAGAAAGCCCCAAGCAGAAGAAGCCAUUGCCAAAUCUCACGAAGACGAUGUAAACAAGAAGCAAAAACUCUCUAUUACUGAUUCUUCACUCGCCCAGGAGAAAAAAGUUGAAGAGGACGAAGAAGAAGAUGAUGAAGAUGACUAUGAAGGUGAUGAUGAAGAAGAUGAGCAGUCCAAUGGAGAGGCGGAAGUCGAUCGUAAGGGAAAAGGGAUUUUAAGGGAUGACAAGGGGAAGGGAAAGUUGAUUGAGGACUCUGACGAUGAUGAUUCUAGUGAUUUUGGGAGCGACUCUGAUGUUGACACUGAUACUGACCUCUCCGACGAUCUACUGGCCGAAGUCGAUUUGGGUAACAUUAUUCCCUCCAGGACUCGACGGCGUACCCAUCAAUCUGGCCUUAAGAUAUCUGAUGAUCCCGUUAAAGGUGAUAAGUAGAAAUGCUUAAUUGAGUUUUGAGCUUCCAAAAAUGCGCUAUGUUUAUGUUUUAAAGCUUUCAGUAUUUAGAUAAGACAAGUCUUUCAGCUUCUCAUCCUCCUAGUCGCAAUAGUUGCAUUUCGACUUGGAUCUAUGUAGUUGGGGAAACUAUAUUACCCUUAACCAAUUUUAUUAAUAUCUCUUACAAUUGGUUU